This is a messenger RNA of Zychaea mexicana, 742 nucleotides long. RefSeq lists its product as uncharacterized. The record is from RefSeq and is a predicted model, not a curated record. NCBI's taxonomy places the organism in Eukaryota, Fungi, Mucoromycota, Mucoromycetes, Mucorales, Lichtheimiaceae. The transcript has 2 exons. Bases 110 to 505 code for a protein of 131 amino acids.
UUUCCAACAUGAAAUGAUCACUUAUAACCGAGGUACUCCGAAGACUGUAUGACUUAAACUGCCACAAUUCAGUACUUAUGCUUUAGCUUAUCAGCGCAAAUAGCACACAAUGCCAUUGAUACGAAAGUUGCCUCUGUUCCGUCUUUCGCUACACCAACUUCUUCUUCGACUACUACUGCCACCACCACUAUUAUUCCGUCUACCACCACUACCACUGCCACGAAUCACAGUGUGCCUGCGCCAUCUCUUGUUGCAGCUGCUGAUAGAUCUAUCUCCAAAAAAAAUCAGCAUCGUAACGAGAAAGAUAUGCGGGAUACCAUUUUUGGUCGAUAUAGGCAAGCCGUACAGCAAUUUUACGGCGUUCAUAUCGAUGACAAUGCCAAUAUGCCCUGGAAGGAUGAACGGAUGUAUGAGGAUAUUGUCAUGGAAGGAUGGCCGGAUAUUCCGCGCGAUCAUCCUUCUCGUUUGUCCCGACAUGCGAAAUUUGAGCUUGCUGGAUGUUUGAACAACAUUCGAUUCGUGCUAGCACCAAGACAGCAACAACAGCAGCAGCAGUAAAUAAGGAAAAUCCUUUUAAGAUCGCUUAAUAUAUAUACUACAUAUUUACGACUGACAAUCCGGAUCAAUAGGUUGGUUUGUCUAUUGGUUUUACGUAGACGCCAUGAAGGUUUUUGUGAGAGUAUGGUAUCACGGUAAUACUUAGACUCCAAUGUAUGGCGUUUCUCUGGUAGGUUAAAAUAUA